This is a messenger RNA of Culex quinquefasciatus (southern house mosquito), 1942 nucleotides long. Its product is annotated as ionotropic receptor 75a. Gene Ontology annotation, cellular component: membrane. The coding region runs from base 18 to 1868 and encodes 616 amino acids. The record is from RefSeq and is a predicted model, not a curated record. Gene Ontology annotation, molecular function: glutamate-gated receptor activity. Lineage: Eukaryota; Metazoa; Arthropoda; Insecta; Diptera; Culicidae. The transcript is spliced from 5 exons.
UUUGUUAUUUUUACACCAUGUUUCUUUUUCUGUGGAUGAGUUUGAUCCAAGCGUCUAACGCCAUCGUUAACUACUCACUUAUAAUGGAGUUUACCAAAAGAGAACUGGCAAACACUUUGAUUAUGUUCAGCUGUGAUGGUUUGGACUACAAGCGACUUGGCCAAAAUUUCGUGGGUUCCAUGCAUCACUUUCAAAUGAAUGCGGAGCGAUUUUACAACGAUCACCAACGGUUCAUGACAGUUGGUCACUAUAGAUUGGCUGUGGUAGCCGAUUUGAGUUGCGAUUAUAGUGGUGAAUUAAUGAAUUUUUGUUCUGAAAAUGAGUACUUUAACGGAUCAUAUCGAUGGUUAUUAUUUUCGGAGUUUAAUAUGAGUAAAACAAUGGAUUCUGUCAGAAAACAGAAUUUGAAUAUCGAUUCUCGUGUAACGAUGGUGGUUGAGACCAUUGAAGAAAAUUUUGAAUUUUAUGAAAUUUUUGGUACAGUACGCCGACGAGGAGGUAGCACACAUGUGAUGAAAGUUGGAUCCAAGACGAAAAAUAGUGGCGUUGUUUGGACCUGCACUACGAACUCAUAUUAUGUGCGAGAUAAUCUUGGAGGAGUGACAUUGCUAGGUGCUGUUGCGACACUUGGAUUUAACAAGCAACUUACCGCCAAGGAAAACAUGCGGUCUUUGCAACCUCCGACAAAUUACAUAGGCUCUCGAAUGUGUUAUCAAAUAGUUCAACUGCUGAAACGUCGGCUCAACUUUCGAACUCAACACUUCAUAGUGCCAGAUUUUGGCUUCGACCUCAUCGGGACCAACUCAUCGAAUGGGGUCGUUGGGAAACUGCAGCAAAACUUGAUAGAUUUGGGAUUUUCUCCAAUGGCUGUUACAAAAGAAAGGCUUGGAGUUUUCGAUCAAACCGUACCGAUUGCUACGGUUAGAAUAACGAUCAUCUUUAGACAUCCCAAAAGUGGGGGAACGCGAAAUCUUUUCUUGCAGCCGUUUGACAAUCAGGUUUGGACCUUAAUUGGUGCAGUUUUGUUGGUAUCAACAGGUAUUUUGUCAGUUAUUCUCUACGUUAAGCAGCGAAACAGUCGUUUCCAUUGCAAGUAUACACUGAUUGUUUUUGGAAUUUUCUGCCUUCAAAGCUAUUCGGGAAGAGUAUCAAUCAUCCCGUCGAGGAUCACGCUUUUCACAGUGAUCCUUUUCUCCGUCCUCUUGUAUCAAUUUUAUUCAUGCUUUAUUAUAGGAUAUUUGUUAGUACUACCACCAAAAAAUAUUCGAACUUUAGAGCAGCUUCUUGCAAGCAAUCUCAAACUUUCUGUUGAAAAUAUUUCAUAUAAUCAUGAUUUUUUAAAGAGAACAAAUGUUGAUGUCAUUCAUGAUUUAUAUGAAAGAAAGGUACUUUCUCAUGAAUUUGGAUUUACAAAUGUCAGUAUGGGAAUAUCUUUGGUCAAAAGAGGUGGAUAUGCCUUUCACUGUGACAAUUCGUAUGGAAAUACUUUUAUCAUGAGAACUUUUUCCGAUCAUGAAAUAUGCGAGUUGCAAGAGAUGAGUCUGUUCCCGCCUCGAGCAGUUAACCUUAACGUACCGAAAGGAAGCCCAUUGAAGGAAAUAUUUCGCGUUACGCUGAGACGACUGCUGGAAAUAGGGCUAGCCGAGUAUUAUCAAAGGAAAUUGUUUAUGAAACGACCACCCUGUCUGAGGCAGAACACUGCCUCCGUGCAGGUUCGGCUUGAAGAUAUUGGGGAUCUCUGUAUUUUGCUGAUGAUUGGUGUUUCUCUUAGUAUUGCAAUUUUAAUGGUAGAAAUAGUUGAAUUUCGCGUGCGAAAGUACUGGGAGAUGAAACAGUUUGCCAAACAUUACACUGGAUGGUUGGAUUAACUAGAAAAAAAUGCAUGAAUUUACUUUGUUUACUAAACCGAAACAAAAGUUCUCCGAUCGAGCUCAAAAUUUUU